Messenger RNA from Diaporthe batatas, 7509 nucleotides. RefSeq lists its product as uncharacterized. The transcript has 4 exons. Gene Ontology annotation, molecular function: DNA-binding transcription factor activity, RNA polymerase II-specific; DNA binding. The record is from RefSeq and is a predicted model, not a curated record. The coding region runs from base 441 to 3509 and encodes 1022 amino acids. Lineage: Eukaryota; Fungi; Ascomycota; Sordariomycetes; Diaporthales; Diaporthaceae. Gene Ontology annotation, biological process: regulation of DNA-templated transcription.
GCCCGCCCGUUGGCAUCAAUGCACCCACUUAGCUGCCAGAAAGGCCUCCCUCCGACGGCAUGUCUGGCCAUAUUUCAUGUCUUGGGCAAUGGGGUGUCCUGUUCCAGAUAUCCCUCUGAUCGCCCAAAGCGUCGUCGCUCUUCUCAGGAAUUCUCCGUUAAUCUUUUUCCUUCCGUCCACCUGUCCAUCUCCUACUCCUUGAUACCCCCUGUUUGAAGAACUUGUCUUGUCUUGUCCUGUCUCGUGUGUCUUGUCAUUUCUUGUCGCCGUGUAUUUCCCCGACCCGCCGGUCUACCGCCGGUCUACCGCCGGUCUGUCUACCUUUGCUAGUCUCCGCAUUCAUUGAUACCUUGCUGCUUGUGCAGCGCGCAUUUCCGUCCUUGCUUCGGUGAUCCGUUCCAGGCUAGAGAUAAAAGUCUGGCCCGGCUACGGCGGCGGUCAUGGCGAACCUGCAGCAGCCCCAGCCGUAUAUUGCUAUAAGGACGAGGAGGCCGGACGGCGGAAGUUCCACCAGCAGCGUUGACUCCACUUACGGCUCAGGUAUCGGUGAUGCUCCCUCGGCCACCCACGACACAAGUCGCGUUAGCUACCAUGUGAAACACUUGGAUACCUUCGCUCAAACUCUUCAAGAGUCUGCCAGUAGGGCUUUCCCAAACAGAGGCCGGUCUUCCCAGCGGUACAAAAACGUCCAGGUACUUCUGCUUCAUUGGAAAACCGACGACCUCUUCGUGCUGCCAGAACUUGAGGACCUGGCAACGUGCUUCAGUGGAGACUAUGGCUUUAAUACCGAUAUUUUCGCAAUACCAUCGGAAAAUCCGCACCUGGAUCUAAUGCUCAAGAUCGGCGCUCUUAUCAAGGAGCACGAGUCUGAUGAUACCCUUUUUGUUGUCUACUAUGGCGGCCAUGCCAAGAUCGACGAGUCGAGACAGAGCACCUGGUGUGCAACUCGACACUCCGGAUCCCCAUCGUUGCAGUGGUCUGCCAUUCAGACCCUCCUGGAGCGCUCCAUAUCGGACGUCCUGAUCUUACUCGAUUGCUGCUCAGGGGCAGCUUCGGCAACCUUCCCUAAUGGCAAGAGCAUCACCGAGACAAUAUCCGCCUCAAGCUGGGAUGCUAUCGCACCGGACCCCGGGAGAUACUCGUUUACGAAUGCGCUCAUAGAGGUACUUGGAGAGUGGAGGCUGAGAACAUUCUCAGCAGCCAUGCUACAUGCCGAAGUUUUGGCACGUUUAAAACAUCCCCGGCCUAUUCGCAUCAAUGGGAAACGAUUCGAGGCUCGGUCGACUCCUGUACACUUUAUGAUGACAUCGGACCACAAGGCACCCAGCAUUGAAAUGAGUCGGAUGAUCCCAGAUGAUCCACAGCCUCCAUCACCGCCUCAGCCCUCCAGCUCCCUAGACGCAAGGCUGCUGGGUCGAGGGCCAGAAGAAAAUGGCUGCUUCACGGAACCGAAUGAGGACAAGCCCCAUGUGAUGAUUUCUCUGGCACUGGAAGACGACCAGAGACUGGACCUGAAUGCCUGGGAGCAGUGGCUGUCCAGUUUUCCAGCCCUGGCCAAAUACGUCACGGUACAAGGCGUCUUCAAGAGCCACUCCACGCUGCUGCUUCUGUCCAUGCCAGUUACAAUCUGGGACCUUCUUCCUGAGGACCAAGCUUGCUCCUUCGUGGCGUUCAUUCGGUCCAACAACCUCGUCAAAGCCCCUCCGGAGCCUGAGGCGUCUGCUGAAACCUUGGCUGAUCUGUACUCGAGCGACCGGGCAUCUGUCUUCUCGGGAACAACAUUCAGAGACAGCAUUAUCGCACCAUCAAUGCCAGCGUAUCCUCGCAGCCCCACUGCACAGCAGAAUAACCCACUGACUGAUGUUGCUGGACCCCAUAGGGGCGGGAACAGGUCAGGCAACUGGCGAACCCAGACGAGUAUGUCAAUACACCCGGACCAGCUGUCUUCUCAAACGCUCACGCGGGUGCCCCUGGGCAAUCCAGAAAAUCCAUCAAUCAAAUCCUCACGCUCGAUGGCCUCCUUCCGCACAGCUCCAUUGUCCGCUGUCAUGGGACUGGGAGAGGCAGCACUUGAGGGUGGAAUCAUCCGUAAACCUCUGCUCAACCAAUCUCGGAAUUCAAAGAGGACAAUAUUUGAGAAUGACAACGACGUCCCCGAAGGCCCAGCUCUAGCUGCGCAUGUCGUGGCGCGAUUAGAAGACUAUUAUCAGAAAGACCCGCAUCCGAGUGACGGAACAACAGAGUACUAUGCUUCUCAUCUCGGAAUCGAAGCUACAGACGUCAAGAUUUGGUUCCACCAUCGACGGCAAAGAGAGAAGGCAGCAAACAUGGAAAACACAAAAUCCGAGGACAGCAGGCUGGACAGCCAGCCUCGCCAACCCGGGCCACAAACUAUUCUCCCUGGCCACUUGAAUGACCUGCUCGGGAUCUUCAACCCAGCCCAAAUCCUCUUUGUUGACCUCAGGUCUCCAUCAGAAUUCCAGAAGUCACAUAUCCACGGUGCAAUCAAUCUACGUCUGCCACUGAAGUUCCUCACGACGGCCAGCCUAGACAUGCUUGGCCGAACAUUCACCGAUGAGCAGAGCCGCAGAGCCUUCUCCAGGUGGAGCAGGACGAGAUGUAUGGUUGUCUAUGACAGGAACAUCGAGGCGUCAUGGGAAUGCCCCGUUGCACAGGCGCUGCUGGACAAGUUCAGGGGUGAGGGCAGCUGGUCCGGAAGGUGCUUCCUUAUGAAAGGCCCCUUCCGCGAGUUCUGCCUCUCGUACGACAAGUAUAUCACGGGUGACAGGAUGACAAAAGCCGCAAAGAAAUAUGAGGACAGCCUCAGGGCCGCCACGCCCCCUACCGUGGACACGCUGAGGCAGAAGCACGCGCGGUUCGAGGAGUGGCUGCGCCGGGUUGAGCGCGAGGAGCCUGCUAUAGGUCACGAAGUCACACCAGCCGUGGUCAAGGAGCGUGCCAUGGUCGUGGACGAGCACCAGAGAGAACUGGAGGCAGAAUUCAAGGCUCGGUUCCCCGAUCUAUACAAGAACAUGGGGACGCCACCGCCGUCGCGAGCACCGCCGGCGCCGCCGAGAAAGGAUCAGGAGACGGCGUUCAAUGACCAUGAUUAUUUCGACAGCAGAAAGGGCCCUCUUGUGGGCCACCUCGCCACAGGCCUCGACAAGAUGCGAGAGAACGCCAACGGAACGUUGCAAGCAGGCUACUCCUUCCCCAACGAGAGGCUCCCGGACAAGCUCGGUGAGAUGCCGUCCCCAGACUAUGACGACUUCGACGAGAUCGACCCCCGAGAGGCCUCGCCAUCACCUUACUACGUCCCAGGAUUGGGUCGGUCCGCGGCGGGGACUGAUGUCGGCAGUGUGAUCAGCCAGCAGUCGAGCGCUACCUCCGGCAGCAAGAAGCACAUCCGCAACAACAGCCGUGAAACACAGCAGCAGCAGCAACAGCAGCAGCAGCAGCAGAGACAGGGGCUCUGGAAGCGGUUACGAAGCAACACCGGCGGGAAAUGAGGCAAGGAGGACGCGUCGCCGGCCGCUAUGACGGUCGCCAUUGUCGGCGAUCGUGCCACUCAAUGUACAUAUACCCUCCACAGAUCUUAAUCCACCAGAUCUGAAUAUAACCCUGGCUAGUGUCACCGCAGCACGGCCAUGAAGCUACAUAGAUGUGCUGGAGCUCUGCGAGCAGGGGGGCAAGCUGAGGGAAGGUGAGGUAGUCACCCAGUCGGGCCAGGAUUUGCAACCUCACGUUCCCUUUCUUCCCCUUCGACCCCCUCACGACCCCUUCUUCUCGGGGUACCAAGAACAUGGACACGAGGUUGGGUUUCGUUUCCACUAGAUAGACUUCAUUCAAAAAGAAUUGGCACAGAUCGUCCUUGUGCCGUCGCACAAACCAAGAACUGCGACACCGAGCCAGCCAGCAAGCAGCAAGCAAAGUUCCAAGCUGAGAUUGACGCCCUGGGGCCAUAGGCCGUGCCUUGCUAGGCAGCUUAGCUGCAGGAAAAGGCCGUGACGGGGUGGCGAGCAGGCAGUCGCGUUCGCUCCACGGACCUGGGAAUACCCCGUCAGCGAGUAGCCCAAGCCCCAGAUGGCCGGGCACGAAGGAUACGGUAGCGUUGCGGUGCACAAUGGAGGGUGAGAUUGAGAUGCCAACGGGUUGGAGAGCAGGACAGCGUAGUACCGAGCCGUUUAGCACCGUGACCCAAAACAAAUCCAACUUCACCGUGCCCGCCCCAUGCAGCACGACAACCUAUGCUACAGUGUGUACACACACACUCGAAUCCUUCCAGCCCUGUUUAAUUUGUUCUUCUUAGCAGCAUCGCUUAUUACUAUGUAGGGCCCUUAGGGCCGAGUCUCCCCAAUGCCGGCCCUUGAAUGAGUUCUCGAAAUACCAGAGUUCGGUCUAAGGGGUUCGUCGUCCAUCAGCACCACCAUCCCCAGUCCAGCAAUAGACCACGUAUAUACAUGCAAUAUCUAUAGCGGAUGCACAGCGGGAUAGUGUAGCCGUCAUCAACACCACCAUCCAACGUGCGCGGAAGAACUGCCGCCGCCGGACAAGACACAAGAUCGACGGCGAGGGCAGAUCUGAGGAUGAGAAAUUAACCCUCCAUCCACAAUCCCUUCCCUUCCCUUCGCUUGACCUUCCCUCCCACGUCCCCAGCCUCGCCGAAACCGAACCUUUCGCCCGGCGUGUCACCCUCGAACCAGCCCGGGCCCAGAUAUCACCCCAUCGUGGCUGAAUGGCCAGGUCGCUGGCUCUAUCCAUCUACAAUGGACCCCAUGGGUUUGGGAGUCUUGGUGUACUUGCCGAAGUGAACGCCACCAUCCCUGCCGGUCAUCAAGAGAACCCCUGGGCCGGCUAGGCUAUCCCAAGUCGAUACUUGCUCACUCACUCAGUCACCAACAACAACAUCAAACUAAGAAGAAGGAAAAUUCAAACUCCGUGUCGGUAGGCAUCCGUCCAUUUCCAAGAAAACCACACACAAACGAGCCGAAUGCCUCGAAGCGAGAUAACGUCUUCCUCCCCCACCCCCAAUCCCGCCUCUUCCCUCCGUCAAGCCCGCAUCCGCCCUUCCAUCGCGUGCCAGUUAUAGCCCCCGUCAGCCCGCAUGCAUGCACCUACCAUGAAACCACCAGCACCCCCACUAAAGAAACGAGGGUUCUUUCGCUUCCUACGCGUAUUCGGUUUUUUGCUUUUCGGGGGAGGGUGGUACCGUGAAGAAAUACUUUCCCCUGACAGCCGACGGUUCGGGCAGAGUACCCAUUGUGUCCAUGUAGAUGCGGUGUGCAACCACCCAAGCCUCACCCAGGCAACGGUAGAGGCCGAGCCCAAGCCCAAGCCCAGCCAGCCAGCCAGCCAGCCAGCCUCCUUCCGGGCCUGCAUCGUGCCAAGCCAGGGCAGGAAGGAGGAGACGAUGUGAUAGAUCACGAUGGUGCCCGGUUAUGAUGCCCGAUAGCAAGCUAAACCACUCGCAUCCCCCGUGACCCCCUUGCCUCGUCCCCAAGCGGCGGCACUUGUAUGGCAAUCUAUUGUGCGCACAAGGGCCCGACAUCGAAGCAAAAAGGAAGGAUGAAGAAGAAGGAUAAGAAGGAAAAAAGGAAAUUAGCACACCCAAGAAACCCAACCGAGGCGGCCGCACACCCAAUCGCGGAGCUCACGUCGAGCUCCCUUGGGGCGAGGAUGCGCGAUUGGUUCCCAAAGAAACAUAGCAUGCAUUCCGCAUACAUCCAAUGCAUUCACCAUCCAUACUCCCUACAUGCUACAUACAUAGGGCUGCGUAUGAGGUGGCGCCGCCAUCGACCGCUGCUGCGAACACCGUCCGUGGUGCGCCCGGAUUUCUGGGGAUGAGGUAGGGGUCAACGGGGUGGUGUCCGUGUAGAUUAAGGUUCAGUCAAGGUCGCAGGUUGACAAGGACAACCGCACCAGGCGCAUGUCGGAGGACUCAGCUGAUCCUGAAGUCGUGGGUGCUGGCCCGGGGCACAAGCAAGCACAUCGGUCCAGGGGAGAACUGUCCCAAAACUGUCCCGCGCAGAUAAGAGACGAGAAGUGGGAAAGAUGGGAUCAAGUUCCUGCGCAUAUGCGUGGUGACCGGACCGAUCGUGUGUGCAUUGAGCCGCCUUGAGUGUGUGGGCGAGCGCAGCACGAGUGACGGAGAACGUCUAGUGUCUGGGUAUGCAGAUUCGCAGCAUCAUCCAUUUUGGGAAGAUCACAUAUCCUCCCUGAAUACAAUAAUCCUGGGGUUGGCCGUCUGGGCGGGGCAUGAAAAAGAAGUGUCGGUCCGCCCUCGCCGUAACAAUGUCCGGUCGUCAGGUGCAAACCAAGGGGCCGGCGACGAAAGAGGAACAGCCGUCCUGGGUCCGGCUCGGUAGGCACCGCGGUAUUGGCCUGGUUAGGCCCAGGAAAUUGUUUCUUUUCCAGCCACGGAGCCUCAGCUUAUCGCCAGUUGCGAUAGGGCGUGUGGUGGGCCUGGGGUGUUUUAGCCCGUUUCUUCUUUCCUCCCAAGCAGCCUCCUACAUAGCAAUGUCCCGUCACAGGUUUCGAAACUCGGGACAGGGCACCGUAAGGGAAGAAUAUUGUUUGCCACGACUCGCCACGUCGUGCUUCUCGCACAGGCACGUUCGAGAGUCCCGAUGCCAGACCGGAAACCUGUCAGUGUAUGCACGUCACACAGCCAGCCUUGUUGGGAAUCUUCGUCUGGCAACAACACGACUUUGGCUGAAAAGCAUGGCGUCUCGGGGAUUUUUUGGUCGAUGUAGCAAGCGCGAUUCGCUGUUGCGGCCAAAGUUUGAGACGUCAAGGGAGAUGGGAUGGCUGCGCCACGCCCGCCUCCUCCCCGUCAGCUGCCUAUCAAUCGUCUGACCGGCUGCACACCCUGGCGACGAUGUUCGUGUCAAUCUCGUCGCCCAGGUCGCCCUACCACAACCAAAACGCCAGCGGCUUGCGGGGGACGCUCUUCGCGACUGGUCAGAGUGAAUUUCCUGCAGGACGUGCUUCUCGGCAGGACCCAGAUGGCCCCUGCGGACGACGUCGAACAAGGCUGGGCAUCUGAAGAAACAUCGCGCCUCGUGCCUCGCGGCCAUUGCCCCCUGCACGCCCUACCUGGACGGUGGAAAGCAAACAAGUCCAGUGCCACUGGGGCUCAAAUGCGACAGGCAGCCGGAUUCUCGCUACAGUUGCAACAACUCGGGCCAUGCCUGGCGGGUUAUCCGGCCAUCCUGGUAGUUUAUGGAGCCCAAGCUUUGUAGAUGUCUCCAUUCUUCGGCCGCACAUUUAACAUUCGCUCAGACUCGUGUCGACAAAGGCCCGUAUCGACCCUGGCGUCCCCAAAACUCAAGAAUGUUAAUCCGUCCCCACGCAGUGGAAUGGCGGGCGAGAGCACAGAGAACGAGACGGAGAUUUCCAUGGCCUGAUCUGGUACCAGGCACUGGGCAUGUCCUUGCGUUUGCCGUGGAGCUUGUCACUUUAAUCGCGACGGCCGGCGGGGCCUGGGACUUUUGACGGGGUCGAUCUCUG